Auxenochlorella protothecoides is the source of this 360-nucleotide messenger RNA. Its product is annotated as RuBisCO large subunit-binding protein subunit beta-2. Bases 1 to 360 code for a protein of 119 amino acids. Gene Ontology annotation, biological process: protein refolding. Gene Ontology annotation, molecular function: ATP-dependent protein folding chaperone; ATP binding. The transcript has a single exon. NCBI's taxonomy places the organism in Eukaryota, Viridiplantae, Chlorophyta, Trebouxiophyceae, Chlorellales, Chlorellaceae. The record is from RefSeq and is a predicted model, not a curated record.
AUGUGGGGAGCAUGGCGGUGUGCCUUGCGAUGCCCUGGAAAUGGGCUGGGGCGUCAGGGUGAGGGCCGCCGUCACGUCUCUGAGCUCAUCGCCUCCAACGCGGGCGACAACGGGUCGGUGGUCAUGCAGCGUGUGCUGGACGGCGGGUCGCCCGCCUUCGGCUACAACGCGGCAACUGGCGCGUACGAGGACCUGCUGGCCGCGGGCAUCAUCGAUCCCGCCAAGGUCAUCCGCUGCGCGCUGGAGAAUGCCGCGUCCGUGGCCAAGACCUUCCUCACCUCCUCCGUCAUCGUCACCGAGAUCCCGCAGGAGGAGGGCGCGGCAGCUGCCCCGGCCGACGGCGGCUACGGCGGCUACUGA